UUUUUUUUUCCCCUUCUUUCUUUAUCAACCGAAUAUAAAACAUGUCUACCAAACAUCGUAGUAGGUUACCAUCGGUAGCACCUUCCCGUGCUGAUACUUCAGAAUCAGCUAGUCUUGGUAGUCGACAACGUCAGUCAAAGAAGGAUGAGGCGAUACGACGAAAACUUGAACAAGAACUUUCCAAAAAGAAACAAAGCAAUAGUCGAGGUAUACGACAUGGACGAAAAGUACCAGGAACAGUAUCAGCUUUAAGACCUACUCAAGCUUUGACAGUCAAAGAACAUUUAUUGGUUAUCGAAGCUUCUCAACUUAUGGCAGCCAAAAGAGGAGACUGUGUUUUAGUGGUGGAUGAAAAUGAUCAUCUAAGUGGUAUCUUUACAGCUAAAGAUAUUGCUUAUAGAGUAGUUGCUGCUAAUGGAAUUGAUCCUAGGACGACGACUGUGGCUGAUAUUAUGACGAAAAUGCCAAUGUGUGUCACUGCUGAUACAAGUGCAACUGAUGCUUUAAACCUGAUGGUAUCUCGUGGUUUCCGUCAUUUGCCUGUUUGUAAUGAAGAAGGAGAUAUCUUUGGAUUAUUGGAUAUCACCAAAUGUUUAUAUGAAGCUUUAGAUAAAAUGGAACGCGCUUUUGGAUCAUCUCAAAAAUUAUAUGAUGCUUUACAAGGAGUGGAACGUGAAUGGUCAAGUGGUCCUGUCCAAUUGGUACAAUAUAUGGAAGCUCUACGUGAUCGAAUGUCAUGUCCUGAUUUGAAUUCUGUUAUGGACGGCAAUCCUCCUGCCGAAGUUAAUGUCAAGACAAAUGUCCGUGAAGUGGCUCGAUUGAUGAAAGAACAUCAUACUACCGCUGUUCUUGUUACUGAUAGAGAAGGUUUAGCUGGGAUUUUCACAACAAAGGAUAUUGUUCUUCGUGUGGUUGCCGCUGGUCUAUCUCCUGACAAUUGCUCUGUUGUUCGUGUCAUGACACCUAACCCUGAUUGUGCUGAUCCUCAAACAACUAUCAUGGAAGCUUUACGUCGAAUGAAUGAUGGACAUUAUUUGAAUUUACCAGUUUUGGAAGAAGGAUCUAUUGUUGGUAUGGUAGAUGUAUUGAAAUUAACUUAUGCUACUCUCGAACAGAUUAAUAGUAUUCAAGGUAGUGAUGGUGAAGGUCCUAUGUGGUCACGAUUUUGGGAUAGUUUUGGAGAAAAUGAACAUACGGAAACGGAAUCACAAUUAUCAGAUUCUCUUUCAGCAUCACACACAGCUUCUCAACAACAUCAUCAUCGUCAAUCACCUCAUCAACCACGUGCGAAAAAUGCGAUUUCUCCAGAUGCCAACAUACAAGAAUUCCCAGAAAUCACGCCCAAUGAAUCAGCAAGUAUGGUAGCUCAUAAUGAUGACAAUCAAUCGGCCACUUCAUCCCAUCAAAAGGACCGUUCACGCUCCCAAAAUAAAAAGACAGAUGAUCGUAUUGCCUUCAAGUACAAAUUACCCAACGGGCAAAGCCACCGAUUCAUGAUCACGGAACCGACCUAUCAACAAGUCCUCGACAUGGUACGACCCAAAUUGAUUCAAGACCAUCUAGCAGCGACAGGAGAAGAGGAAGAUGAUGGUAGUAUGGACUGGUUGACGAUUUCGUAUGUGGAUGAUGAAGAUGAUCAAGUCUUGAUGACCUCGGACUCGGAUGUACGUGAUGCAUUACAACUUGCUCGGAAGGCUGGAAAGGAUAGAAUCAUGUUAUUUGUCGUCGAUCGUUCCAUCCCCAACACUAUUGAUAUGCUUCACGGUUAUGUUGUGGAACAAACGGUUAGCCCAAAGACACCUACCCCGAUUGAACCUUUAGAUGACAAAACCCAAGAAGAAACACAUUCGGAUGUGGAUGAACAAAUAAUAACUGAUUCUCCAAGGAAAUCAAGACAUCGAACACCUUCUGUGGAAAUUGCUGGAAUUCCUCAAGAAUUGUUUUUACCUGCUGCCAUCACUUUUUUGGGUGUUGCUAUUCUUGGUGUAUUUGCCUUUUCCAGAAUGAAACCUCACUAUCGUUAGUUACCCCCUCUUUUAUUGUCCAUAUCCCUCAUUUCAUUCCAUUAUUAUUAUUUUUUUAUUAUUAGAAUAUCUACACACUUAUUAUAUAUAUAUCAAAUACAAAUCUAUCAAUAAAAUAUAAUCAAUAUAUAUAUAUAUAUUC
This is a messenger RNA of Halteromyces radiatus, 2166 nucleotides long. RefSeq lists its product as uncharacterized. The transcript is spliced from 10 exons. NCBI's taxonomy places the organism in Eukaryota, Fungi, Mucoromycota, Mucoromycetes, Mucorales, Cunninghamellaceae. The record is from RefSeq and is a predicted model, not a curated record. Bases 42 to 2024 code for a protein of 660 amino acids. Gene Ontology annotation, molecular function: protein binding.